Molecule: messenger RNA, 3813 nt
Organism: Anopheles nili
Lineage: Eukaryota; Metazoa; Arthropoda; Insecta; Diptera; Culicidae
Product: RNA-binding protein squid-like
Exons: 7
Coding region: 57-1115 (352 amino acids)
Biological process (GO): regulation of gene expression
Cellular component (GO): nucleoplasm
Molecular function (GO): RNA binding
Source: RefSeq, a predicted model, not a curated record
UACGUACCACUUUAGUACUCGUGUGUGACGCUAGUUGACAGCGAAUUCUGAACAAAAUGGCAGACGUUCAAGAUGCGGAAAUGAAUGGCGCGGCUCAAGAAAAUCAAGAUAAUUGUAACAAUCAGCCUCAAACGGAUCAGUCGACUGGAAAUGGUAAUACGGAACCCGCCAGUGCUAAUGGAAGCACGGAAAGCCACACCGUGCGAGAUGACGACAGAAAAUUAUUCGUUGGUGGACUUAGUUGGGAAACAUCAGACAAGGAACUGAAGGAUCACUUUAGCCAAUACGGUGACAUCGAGAGCAUCAAUGUGAAGACGGACCCGAACACCGGCAGAUCCCGCGGGUUUGCCUUCAUUGUCUAUAAGAAUGCCGAUUCAAUCGAUAAGGUCGUGGCGGUUAGUGACCACACGAUCAACAAUAAGAAAGUCGACCCGAAGAAGGCGAAGGCUCGCUACGGUAAGAUCUUCGUCGGCGGGUUAACGUCGGAGAUCAGCGAUGAAGAGAUCAAGACGUUCUUCGGUCAGUUCGGCAAUAUCGUUGAGGUUGAAAUGCCGUUCGAUAAGCAGAAGAACCAGCGGAAGGGUUUCUGCUUCAUCACGUUCGACUCUGAGCAAGUGGUGAACGAACUGUUGAAGACACCGAAGCAAACCAUCUCCGGCAAGGAGGUAGAUGUGAAAAAGGCCACCCCGAAGCCAGAUAACAUGGGCCCGAUGGGACCGAUGGGUGGUCGCGGUGGUAUGCGAGGACCACCCCCGCGUGGCAUGCGCGGAGGUCGGGGCGGACCGGGUGGACCGAAAGGCGGUUACGGACAAGGCUGGGGAGGACAAGGAUAUGGCGGCUACGGUUAUGGACAAGGAUACGGCGGAGGAUACGGUGAUUAUGGUUACGAUUACUUACCCAGAUGGUAUGGAGGCUACAAUAAUGGUGGUUACGAUUUGUCCGGCGGCUAUUAUGGUCGCGAUGACUAUGGUUACGGAGGUUACGAUGGUGGCUACAUGAAUGGCCGACCAGGAGGUCCUCGAGGAGGGGGCAAAGGUGGUGCCGGUGCAUACGGUGGUGGAAAGCAACGAGGCAGCGGUGGGGGUGGCCGCCAACAACGCCAUGCGCCCUACUAAACGAAGAAGGGACCCCCUAACAGAACAAGUAACGACCGACACACAGAAGCGAGAGUGAGAUAAACGAAGAGAACACGAGAACUAUAGCUGAGCUGGCGUGAUGCGGUUAAUCGUACAAAAACAACAAAAAUUACAAAACAACCAUGCACACACAUAUGUACCACAUUACACCACCUUCUCUCGUCCACGGUUCUCUUCCUCCCCGCGCGUAACGAUACUCUCAUGUCAGAUUCAAUAUUUUCGAUUAUUACUUUUUUUUAAAUACAACGGCCGUUUCUGUUCCCCACGUGGCAGCGGGAGCUGCAGUGACACAAUAGGCGUGUGUGGCGCGAAGGCGGCUACCAUGAACAAAUGGUAUUUUGUUUUUGUUUUAAAUAAGGAGUGCAACCUCUGUGGCGUUGCAAUCAAUUUUCAUGCCUAUAGAUAUAGAUUAAAGAAGAGAUAGUGAAGAUUCAGCUAGAGAGCAGGUCGUUUAGUGCACAGGAGCCAAAUCCUCUCCCCUCCCUGCUUCUACCUCUCGCGUACAUACUUGCACACACUGGCUUAUCUCUCUCGAUAGCUUUUGUUCUGACUCUCUGUUUAUUAUCGUGCUCACGUGUAUUUGCUCCACAAGGAAAUGUAGCUCGAUGUUUUAUGAGAUUACGAAACUUUUCGCACUAGCCAUGGGUUUGUGGCCACUUGUAGGAAGAGAGUGGGAAGAGGAGCUGGGAGGGAAGAGAGAGAGAGAGAGAGAGCUGGUCCCACCUUCAGGUGGGUUCCACUAGUAUUAAGCGGAACCGUCACCCCCUUCUCAUACAUCCUACUCCUUAAAUUAGAUAUGAAGUGGGAUGGGGUGCAUGUUUUUCUGCCCUCUUUUGUCUCCCCUUCUCUUGGAAAACGAGAGAGUGAGUUUGCUAGCGUACGUGUAUAGGUGUAUGUGUGUGUGUGGCAGACGAAAAUGGAUUAUUUUGUAGGCUUAAGAUUCAGGCAUCAUCGUAAUUUUGUUUUAGUAUCCCCCACUCCAGGUCCUCGUAUAAGCGCGCGUCUGAUUUACAUUACUUAUAUAAAAUCGAAUUUCCAAAACGAAUGGAAAAAGUCGCCCAUCCACAAUAGGAGGGGAGAGAGGAAACAGCAAGACAAAUUAACUAAUUAUUGCACAUUAACGCAACUGAUGAAUUCUUGCGUUUCGGCAAGAGAAGGCGCAUUGAAAUCAUGAAGUUCAGGAAACAAAAUUGGAAGCGACGUGUAAUGAUGAUUUUGGGGGGGGGGGGGGGAGAGGGUGGUUGAGGAGAUAAAUCGUAACCAAAUAUAAGAAUUGAGAAAAAAUUACAACAAAUGAGUUAAAAGAAACACACACAUUAAGAUAAAAUAGGCUACUUACUGAAGGCGAGGAGUUUUAGGCCUCGGAGAAUUUAGGGUUAUUGUGGAAACAAACUACUAUUGCCAGUCCCAGGUGCAAGAUUUUAAUUUUAAUCGCUGAAUUCCUACGGGAGGAUUCCAAUUUAAGAUGAAACACUUAUGUAAACAUAUAUUGUAUAGCUAAACCCCACAUCCCUCCUCCUUCCCAUUCUCCAAAUCGAUAAGAGAGAAUUUCACGGAACAAACAGCAUUAUUCGGCCCCGUGAAAAUCUCGAUCCCGCCCUUGGUCGGAUGGGUCGCGGAAGGAAUAACCACCUCUCCCUACGGUCUUACUCGCCGCUCUUGCUGAUACCUUGAAAAUUCUCUCUUGUCUCGAUCAGCCUCGAUACUUAUAAGAAGAGCGAAUAAAUGAUAGGGAUAAUUACGGCCAACUUUACGAUCCGGGUUUUCUUUGCUCGUUCGGGUGGUAGUUAUACUAGCUUGAUCCGGGACUUUACACACGCGAUUCGAAGUGGGCUAUAUGGGAUAUCCUGGACGUGGACAGACGGACGGAUGUGCUCGUGUCAAUUCAUGUCGGAGUCCAUAAUUGGACUUAAAGUUAUAUUAUGUAACAAAUCGCGCCACCCCCAAAGGGACAAAAACUGUGUUUAGGUAUCGAUGAUCUGGCCCACGAAAUUUGAACCCUUGUCUCCGUUGUUGUAACGCAUGUACUUUAUGGAUGGCGCAUCGAUUUAUAAGGAGUCCUGUGAAACCAAGGCCGCAACCGUUGGUUAGAGCGAAGCAGCUUAUUUAGUUUACACCAGGGAGGAUUCACAUCGUGGGACAAGAAGUUAUUUGCAGUUUUUUCGUGUUCUUACGGCGCAAAUGCUAAGCACCUGAAUUGUGUGUUUAGUAGUGCUUUUAGAGUUUGGAGACAAAUUAUGUGAGCGCACAAAAACGAAAAGCUGCAGAGUGGACUGAAAAUUGUCCCAAAAACAAAAUGUGCUGACAUGAUCUCGGGAAGAGAAUGCAUAUUGAAAGAUAUGAAGCAUGAGGGCGCAAACUCAGUAAAUUCUCGAUGAAAGCAGCAAUAUGGUCCGAAACGCGACCGAUUGUCGUCCAUACAUUAUGAACUUUCAUUCCUCGAGCAGUUCUAUAUAUAUAAAUCUAUAUGUUGUUAGUCGUGAUUGCGUUUUGUUCACACAGAUCUUAUUUUCGGAAGAUAUCGGCAUGGACUAAGAAGGGUAUUGUAGGAAGUGGGCAGAAUAUGAAAGAUGCGUGAUGAACCAUUUUCCUUGAAAUACAUAUUAAGAUAGGGGGCAAAGAUAUACAAGUUCAUUGUAUUUUUGAAAUUUUCCUGAAAAUAAAGAAUAAACGAAAA